Messenger RNA from Petromyzon marinus (sea lamprey), 3957 nucleotides. RefSeq lists its product as uncharacterized. The record is from RefSeq and is a predicted model, not a curated record. Gene Ontology annotation, cellular component: nucleus. Gene Ontology annotation, molecular function: DNA binding. NCBI's taxonomy places the organism in Eukaryota, Metazoa, Chordata, Hyperoartia, Petromyzontiformes, Petromyzontidae.
UCAAGGGGGGGGGUGCCGCGGGGAUACCGUCGGGGUCUACACGCCGCUACGGUGCAAGACAGCAGAGAGAGAGACAGAGAGAGAGGCAGAGAGACAGCAGAGAGAGAGACAGAGAGAGACAGAGAGAGAGGCAGAGAGACAGCAGAGAGAGACAGAGAGAGAGGCAGAGAGAGAGACAGAGAGAGGCGCUCGCCCGCUCUCUCCCACCAGCCGGCCCCUCACUCACCAGCUGCGACUCUCCAGCCCGGCAGGAGUCACCCCCCUCCCCCCCCCCCUACGUCGUUUGUUGCUGGCGGCGUGCGCGCCUUUUUGUUUCAGCGGGUUUCCUUUUGUUUUGUUUCACCUUAGGGCGACUGGGUGGUGUUGUUGUUAUCGUCGUCUUCUCGGCCCUGAAAGCCGAGAGGCGGCGAAGCGGGCGACCGGCGUCGAGUGCGACUCGUCCCUGAACGAGCAUAGCAGUGGAAGCAGCAGCUAAUGCUGCUGCAUCUAGCCGCCCUGCUGCAGCAGCAGCUGCUGCAGCAGGGCGGCAAGAUGCAGCAGCAGCUGGGCGGCAAGAUGCCCCUCGGCUCCCUGCCCGCCGCGCGUGCCCCCACGCGGCACGCCGCCUGUCCGUGCCGCGCCACGCGGGCACGGCAACCACCGCCGCCGCUACUCCUGCUGCUGCUACUCCUGCUGCUGCUACCCCUGCUGCUGCUACUCCUGCUGCUGCUACUCCUGCUGCUGCUACUCCUGCUGCUGCUACUCCUGCUGCUGCUACUCCUGCUGCUGCUGAACCCACCGUGGAUAAUCUGUGGGUGUCGUUGCGAGCUUCUUCUCUUUGACGGUACUUCACGCCGUGUCGGUGCGGGAUGGUGAAACAUUUCGACACCGUUGUCCGCGUUUAUCAAACUGCACGUUGUUGACCCCGGCGUUUUAGACAGUCGCGGUCCGAGUAUACCGUGCUCGCAGUGACAACGUGGGACGACGAUCCUCUCUACCUCCCCGCUGCACCGUUCAUUAACAAAAAAUGAAAUUGUGAACGCAAUUUAUUGUUUUGCCUUUUUUUUUAAACUCAUCGGCCCCCCCCCCCAAAAAAAAAACACAAAACCCUGACCGUCGAUCAUGGCCCCGAAGCGCAAGGGAGGCGACAGGGUUGGCAAGAAGCGGGUGAAACGUGCGAAAAAGAUAAUGCCCCUGAGCGAAAAGGUCAGAUUGCUGGACCGGUUGGCUCUGGGCGAGAGCGCAGCGUCGGUGGGUCGCCUCUACGGCGUCAACGAGUCGACGGUGCGCUACAUCAAGAAGAGCGAGGUGGCGAUCCGUGCGAGCGUGAGCGAAUGCGUGCCCAGAUCAGCGAGAGCGUCGUUCUACACCCGCGAUCCGCACAUGGAGAAGAUGGAGAGGGCCCUGAAUCUCUGGAUCGAGGAUCAGACGCGAAUGGGGGUCCCGUUGAGCGGCGUGGAUAUUCGUGAGAGGGCCCUGCGGUUUUACGAGCGCUCGGCGCAAAGUUCUUGCGGCGAUAGCGGCAACAACGGCAGCGGUAAGAAGUCACGCACACCAUUUGCGGCGAGCAAGGGAUGGUUCGAAAACUUUAAGAAGCGAUAUUCACUACAGAACGUCAAGUUGGUCGGUGAGUCGAUGGAUACCGUGGCGGAUGAAGGAGCUUAUCGUGUGCUCCGUAAGAAGGUGGUCGACGAGGAGGAGGAGGAUGACGAUUGCAAACCCAGACAGGUGUUCGACGUGGACGAGAUGGGGUUGUUUUGGAAGAAGAUGCCCACGAGAACGUACAUCUCCAAGGAGGAACGCUCGGGAUUGAAGGCGCCCCCCGACGACGGACCGAGCCUCCUCUGCGCCAACGACGUGCCCGGUGUCCCGUCGCCGCUAGACGGAGAUUCGAGUCGCGCUGCCGGGGUGGCGAGGACCGUCGGUGCGGAGGAAGGGCUCGAGGAUUUGCAGGGGGCUGACCUUGUCGUGCUGAUCGAGUCGCGCACCGAGGAGUUGCCCGAGGAGGACCUUGAAGAACGCAUCAAGGCAGGCGAUGGCGAUAGUGAUGAUGAUGAUGAUGGGGAGGAGGGGGAGGAGGAGGAGAAUGCGAGCGGUAAGUCUCGGCUGAAUUUGAAAACGCUUGCAGAGAUCAUGCAACUAGGAUCUGAACUUACGGACAAAGUGUUCGAGGCGGACCCGUUGGUGGAGCGAAGCGUGCGAUUCAAGAGGGAGAUGGACGCCGUGUUGAACCCAUAUCGGGAGGUUUACAGGGACCUUUGGAGGAAGGCGAAGCAGAUACCAAUCACAAGUUACUUGCGGUCGCACUCAUCCGCCGUCUGCGACAGCACCACCCCCGCCGAGUCACUGCCCGGCACCUCCAGCACCAAGGAUCGCCCCGCUCCUCCUCCGCGGGAUCUUCCCGAGAUGAUCCGCAAGAGGGACUCGCGUCGUGAUCAUCAUCAUCAUCAUGAUGAUGAUGAGCAUCAUUAAAGCUUCAGGGCGACACGAGACGCGUAGGAACCACGUGACCACCGCGGCGGGGCGGGGCGGCAAAAGCCACGUGGAGCCGAGACGGAGGGAGACGUCCACGUGGUGGCACUUGGGAACCGCGUGGAUUUGAAGGCUGUGGACAGUUUUUUUGUAUUGUUUGGUGAUGUGUUGCGGAUGGUUUUCGUUUUUAAUUUAGGUCGGCUCUUUCUCAAGACAGUUUCUCGGCCAUGGGGUUGCAGCCUUUCAGCGUUCUGGUGAAACCCUGCAGGAGGAGAAAGUUUUUAAUGUCCGUGGGGUUGUGAAAAGUCGGUGACGCGUUGCGGCGACAGGGUUGUCGUUCCACGUUAACGUGUGGCGAUCUCUUUGAGUUGUAAGAAGCACAACACGUGUCGUUGAUUCCAACUUUUAUUCACCACAUCUCUUGCUCUCUUUGUUUCCUCUGCCUCUUGGCCGUCACGUUAGCGCAACGAUUCGCUGCGUCUCAAAAUGGUUUCGUUAGUCACGCCAAGUUAUCGAUGUUCCUGUGUAAUAUGAAUUUGGUGAUUUUCAACAUUUCUAUGGUUGGCUAAUACCGGUUACAUUGCUUUAGCUGUGGGCGGUAACGCGAGAACACACAAACUCCACACAGGGGCCCUAGUCGGGAAUCAAACCCACGCGCUUGCUGAGGCAUGAAGGUUUCCACUGCGUCUCCCACUUGCCUUUCUAACACCUUGUUAAGUGUGGCCAUGUUAUCUCUCAGUGUAUUACACAGAGUGGCCCAGAUGUCUUGUGAUCCCCAUUUAUUUUUUUAAUUUUCAAAAGCUGAAUAUAUUUUUUUAAAGUAAAAUUUAUUUAUAACAAAUGAAUAUGCAAAUGAACAAAAACAUGUUCGGGGGGGUCAAUUAAUUGGGGGGGGGGGCUCAAGACAUCUGGACCACCCUGUAGACUUGGUAACCCGAGAGGGAGUGGUUGGGGAGCGCGGAUUGAUUGGGGGGCCACCAAACCCCCAAAAAGAAGAGAGCCACUGUCGGGCGUUUGCAUCAUCGUGAGAGAUGGCGACGGCUUUGGGGAAAUGCCUUCGUCCAACAGUGGAUAGAUCGGGUUUGAAUUAAUUUUUGUUAGGUCUUUCGAACCAUGGAUUGAGAGGUAAAAACUGGGACUAGACCGGACCCCUGACGGGAGAGAGCUUGCGUUAUUCCUGAAACCAAAUCCUAACACAAUCAAUGCGUACCUGAAACGUAACUUAAAAAAAUAUCUGAAAAAGGGCGAUUGUCCGAAAUGUCGUCCGUUACAUUUUUUUUACUUUUUAAGGCCACUGUAUUUGACGACCGUGUUGAGUUUGUUAUUUGUGCAUUUGUACCACCACCAAUGCAGCGUCACCGAAUGCAUUAAGAUUUGUCGCCGAUUUCGCUCAACGAUAAAAGUUUUCACGAUAUAUGAUUAUCCUUUUGUAAUUCAAUUUCACAAUUAUAUCGUCACGAUGGGCUUUGAUGUACUUCAAAUAUGAAUAAAGAUGUUUUAACUGAA